Messenger RNA from Symphalangus syndactylus (siamang), 3216 nucleotides. Its product is annotated as dol-P-Man:Man(5)GlcNAc(2)-PP-Dol alpha-1,3-mannosyltransferase. The record is from RefSeq and is a predicted model, not a curated record. NCBI's taxonomy places the organism in Eukaryota, Metazoa, Chordata, Mammalia, Primates, Hylobatidae. Gene Ontology annotation, molecular function: dol-P-Man:Man(5)GlcNAc(2)-PP-Dol alpha-1,3-mannosyltransferase activity. Gene Ontology annotation, cellular component: endoplasmic reticulum.
ACUGAAGGAUGGUCGGUACAGCUUCACAAGGGCAGCAGCCUCCACAGACUGUGUGUUAGGAAGACAAGGAUGACUGUUGAGCUCUGCCAUGGCUCAAAGCACCUGGUGGCCCUAAGCACCCACUACCCCUGGCCCCUUUCUCAGGUCCAGCACAUCUCAGAAGACUGGCACCUCAGGAACCUGCAUUCAGGGUACAUUUAGAGUACACACUAAGUGUGUUAAUAAAUUAAGCUGACUAAGUGCUACUGCUCUACUCCUGCAUCCGUUACUUUCGAAAAUACUAUUUAUUGCAACAGAUCGGUGGCCAUUUGAAAAUGCAUAUUCUUCUUGUCCCAGGUGGGUUAAUCACAACUUGUAGACAGAAUCCAAGAUUGCUUGCUUUGGAAAGAUUUGCUCUGGCCCUGUAAUUUUUAUACUCAUAGGGCAAUUUUCAUUAAAGCUAUAUUAGUCCAUUUUCAUACUGCUAUGAAGAAAUACCCAAGACUGCAUAAUUUAUAAAGAAAAAGAGGUUUAACGGACUCGCAGUUCCACAUAACUGGGGAGGCAUCACAAUCAUGGUGGAAGGUGAAGGAGAAGCAAAGGCACGUCUUACAUGGCAACAGGCAAGAGAGUGCUUUCAGGGGAACUUCCCUUUAUAAAACCAUCAGAUCUCGUGAGACUUAUUCAUUAUCAUGAUAACAGCAUGGGAAAAAUCCACCCCUGAGAUUCAGUUACCUCCCAACGAGUCCCUCCCACAACAUGUGGGGAUUAUAGGAGAUACAACUGACGAUGAGAUUUGGGUGGGGACACAGCCAAAGCAUAUCAAAGACUUACUUUGUUAUUAUGGAAACUCAAAGUAAAAGCUGAUUCACUUGAGUGUGAAAUGAGAAUUCACUUGCUUUUUAAGACUUUUUGUAAAGUAAUUGAAACACUAGGGCUUUAGCAGAAGCCUGGGGUGGGACAAUGAUGAAAAUGAAUAUAGUGCUCAUUCAGGCAAUUGAAAUAAUUUAAAAUCAGUCCCAAUAAGUUCAUUUACUUUCCUGAUCUGAGUAUUGUCAUUGUUUAGCAGGCCCUGAAGAAAAAAUUCACCUUAGUGAUAUUCCUGCUUUGGUGACCUUAAAAUGUGUAAUUGACCUAGAAGUUCUUGAUGAUGAGUCUCUUUUUGGAGCAAUCUUCUUGGGCUUUGGUUUUUACCCUGAGAUUCGUCUGGUGACGUUCUUAACCAUUUGAGUGCUUUAGAAGGGUGCAUAGAUCAAUUUGACCCUCUGAAACAAGUUGCUUUUGAGUCAAAUCUGUACUGCAUCUGCCCAUGUUCUCUUUCUUUCUUUCUUUUCUUUUUUUUGAGAUGGAGUCUUGCUCUCUCGCCCAGGCUGGAGUGCAGUGGUGCAAUCUCAGCUCACUGAGUGCAGUGGCAUUAUCUCGGCUCACCACAACUUCCACCUGUCAGGUUCAAGCAAUUCUCCUUCUUCAACCUCCCAAGUAGCUGGGAUUACAGGCACCCGCCACCACACCUGGCUAAUUUUUGUACUUUUAGUAGAGAUGGCAUUUCGCCAUGUUGCUCAGGUUGGUCUCGAACUCCUGACCUCAAGUGAUCCACUUGCCUCGGCCUCCCGAAGUGCUGGGAUUACCACACCUGGCCCUGCCCAUGUUUUCUCACACCUGGCUCACCUGGAUGUGUGGCUGUCUUUCUCCUUUCCCUGCACAUCCUGUACCAGCUCCUCUACAGGUACCUGAAAGACUCCUAUUACGAAGUCUGAAAAUUAGUGAAAGACACAGAGAUCGACCAGAAGGCCUAUAUGGCCCAGGUGGAAGGCGUCAUCAGUGGUACCUAUGACUAGACCCAGCUGCGGGAUGACAGUGGCCUAUGACAGUGGGCCACUUGUGUACCCAGCUGGUUUUGUGUCCAUCUUUAUGGGGCUGUUCUAUGCCCCUGGCCGAGGCACUGACAUUCACACCCAGAACAUCUUUGCUGUGCUCUACCUGGCCGCCUUGCUGCCUGUCUUCUUGAUUUACCUCCAGACCUACAAGGCACCUCCCUUCAUCUUAUUUUUCAUGUGCCACGCAUCUUACUGUGUUCACUCCGCCUUUGUGCUGCGGCUGUUCUAUGACCCAGCCCUCAGUAUCAGCCUCCUGCUGGUCCGGCGCUGGGGCUGGGGCUGCUGGUGUUCCAGCCUGGCAGCCUCUGUGAAGAUGAAUGUGCUGCUCUGCCCUGGGUUACUGUUUCUUCUCCUCACACAGUUCGGCUGCCAUGGGGCCUUCCCCAAGCUGGGCAUCUGUGUUGGCCUUCAGGUGGUGCUGGGGUUGCCCUUCCUGCUGGAGAAGCCCACUGGCUACCUGUCUCGCUCCUUUGACCUUGGCCGCCAGUUUCUGUUCUGCUGGACAGUGAACCGGUGCUUCCUCCCAGGGGCUCUCUGCCUGCACCGUGACUUCCACCUCGCCCUGCGCCACCUAACCUUGCUCUACUGGUGGGUGUUUACCCUCUACUGGUGGCACAGGAUGGGGGAAUGUAUCUUGUCACUGCUGAAGGAUCCCUCCAAAAGGAAGGUUCCACCCCAGCCCUUCACACCUAACCAGAUCGUUUCUGCCCUCUUCAGCUCUAACUUCGUUGGCAUCUGCUUCAGCCACCCACUCCACUACCAGUUCUAUGUCUGGUAUUUCCACACACUGCCCUACCUCCUGCGGGCCAGGACUGCACACUGGCUCACACACCUGCUCAGGUUGCUGGUGGUGGGGCUCAUGGAGCUCUCCUGGAACACACACCCCUCCACAUCCUGCAGCUCUGCUGCCCAGCCUGUGUGCCGUGCUGUCCUCCUGCUGCAGCUCUGGCUGGGCCUGCAGCCGUUCCCCAAGAGCAUCCAACACAGCAAGAAAGUUCCCGAAAUCCACCCCUUUCCCUCCAGUGCACUCUCAGGACCUGGGGGAGUGAUAUACUCUGUGCCCUUCCAAAUAAACCUUGCCAAGUCCAAUACACACACACACACACACACACACACACACAGACUUCCUCUCUCUAUAUAUAGAGGGACUUACACAGGAUGUGCAGGGAAAGGCGACAGCCAGCCACACAUCCAGUCAAAAUCCCUGAGACUUUUACGUAUCUCGAUCAACAAUGCUAUGGCUACAAUAUUGACACAAAGACACAGAAGGAAGCUGAAUUCACAGGAGUACACAGGGAUCUUGUAUUAUCUGCUGGAUUAAUCCAUUUGUAUAAAGUAUGCUAAUUUUACAGACGUUGGU